Messenger RNA from Myodes glareolus (Bank vole), 5013 nucleotides. Lineage: Eukaryota; Metazoa; Chordata; Mammalia; Rodentia; Cricetidae. The record is from RefSeq and is a predicted model, not a curated record.
CUCGCCACCGCCGCGGCUCGGGCUGGAGGCGCCGCUGUCAUUCCUGCGCCGGAGGAGCCGGCGCUUGCCGGUGCCCGGGGGUCGGGGCGCGGGGAAACCCGGGCCGCUAGGGUGACCCAACAGGUAGAGCCGGGGCCACGGCCGGCCACGCGCCCCCAACGCACAUCAUGCAGCUCUUUGUCACCUCUCUCGCCCCCAGGCCAAAAUCCUGAGCAUGAUGGAAGACAAUAAGCAGCUCGCGCUCCGCAUCGAUGGGGCGGUCCAGUCGGCCAGCCAGGAGGUGACCAACCUGAGAGCCGAGCUCACGGCCACCAACCGGAGACUGGCGGAAUUGAGCGGUGGAGGCGGCGGCUCCGGCUCGGGCCCGGGAGCUGCGACCAGCGCCUCAGCAGCAGCGGUGACGGUGGCUGACUCGGCGGCGACGACUAUGGAGAACCAUCAGCACAGCGCGCAAGUGCUCCUGCGGGAGGAAGUGGUCCAGCUUCAGGAGGAAGUGCACCUUCUCCGGCAGAUGAAGGAGAUGCUGGCCAAGGACUUGGAGGAGUCACAGGGCGGCAAGUGCUCCGAGGUCCUCUCGGCCACAGAGCUUCGAGUGCAGCUGGUGCAGAAGGAGCAGGAGUUGGCCAGAGCCAAAGAAGCCUUGCAGGCCAUGAAAGCCGACCGGAAGCGCUUAAAGGGCGAGAAGACCGACUUGGUGAGCCAGAUGCAGCAGCUGUAUGCCACCCUGGAGAGCCGCGAGGAGCAGCUGCGAGACUUCAUCCGCAACUACGAGCAGCACCGCAAGGAGAGCGAGGAUGCCGUCAAAGCGCUGGCUAAGGAGAAGGACCUGCUGGAGAGAGAGAAGUGGGAGCUGCGACGGCAGGCCAAGGAGGCCACAGACCACGCCGCGGCUCUGCGCUCCCAGCUGGACCUCAAGGACAACCGCAUGAAGGAACUGGAGGCCGAGCUAGCCAUGGCCAAGCAGUCCUUAGCCACACUGACCAAGGAUGUUCCCAAGCGGCAUUCACUCGCCAUGCCCGGCGAGACGGUGCUCAAUGGCAACCAGGAAUGGGUGGUUCAGGCUGACCUCCCACUGACUGCUGCCAUCCGUCAGAGCCAGCAGACACUCUACCACUCCCACCCUCCCCACCCUGCAGACCGGCAAGCGGUCAGGGUGAGCCCCUGCCACUCACGGCAGCCCUCCGUCAUCUCCGAUGCCUCUGCUGCUGAAGGGGACCGGUCAUCCACACCGAGCGACAUCAACUCCCCACGGCACCGGACGCACUCCCUCUGCAACGGCGACAGUCCCGGCCCGGUUCAGAAGAGCCUGCACAGUCCUAUUGUACAGUCACUAGAGGAUCUUGAAGACCAAAAACGGAAAAAGAAGAAAGAGAAGAUGGGAUUCGGCUCCAUCUCUCGCGUCUUCGCCAGAGGGAAGCAACGGAAGUCCCUCGACCCGGGCCUCUUUGAUGACUCCGACAGCCAGUGCAGUCCCACACGGCACAGCCUCAGCCUGUCCGAGGGCGAGGAGCAGAUGGACCGGCUGCAGCACGUGGAGCUGGUGAGGACCACGCCCAUGUCCCACUGGAAGGCUGGCACAGUGCAGGCCUGGCUGGAGGUGGUGAUGGCCAUGCCUAUGUACGUCAAGGCCUGUGCAGAGAAUGUCAAGAGUGGGAAGGUGCUUCUCAGCCUGAGCGAUGAGGACCUGGAGCUGGGCCUGGGUGUGUGCAGCUCCUUGCACAGGCGCAAGCUCCGCCUGGCCAUCGAGGACUACCGUGACGCUGAGGCUGGCCGCAGCCUGUCCAAAGCAGCCGACCUGGACCAUCACUGGGUGGCCAAGGCCUGGCUGAACGACAUCGGCCUAUCCCAGUAUUCCCAGGCCUUCCAGAACCACCUGGUCGAUGGGAGGAUGCUGAAUUCCCUGAUGAAGCGGGACCUGGAGAAGCACCUGAACGUCUCCAAGAAGUUCCACCAAGUCAGCAUCCUGCUGGGGAUUGAGCUGCUGUACCAAGUGAACUUCAGCAGGGAGGUCCUCCAGGAGCGCCGAGCCCGCUGUGAAACGCAGAACACAGAUCCUGUGGUCUGGACCAACCAGCGGGUGCUCAAGUGGGUGCGCGAUAUCGACCUGAAGGAGUAUGCAGACAACUUGACUAACAGCGGUGUCCACGGUGCUGUGCUGGUGUUGGAGCCCACGUUCAAUGCCGAGGCCAUGGCCACCGCCCUAGGCAUCCCCAGCGGGAAGCACAUCCUCCGGAGACACCUGGCAGAGGAGAUGAGCACCAUCUUCCAUCCAACCAACUCCACAGGCCUCCGGGAGUCUGAGCGCUUUGGGACGCCACCUGGCAGGGCCUCAAGCAUCACCAGAGCUGGAAAAGAGGAAGGCGGCAGCAACAGCAAGUACAGAGGCGGCCGGCUGCCCCUGGGGAAGAUAGGCAGAGGCUUCAGCAGCAAAGAAGCUGAUUUUCACGACGACUAUGGCUCUCUCGAGAACGAGGACUGCGCGGAUGACGACGACCUCCAAGGCAGGCCCGAGCAGUGCCGCCUGGAGGGAUACAAUAGCCUGGAGGUCACCAACGUGUAAGAAAGCCUCGGGACUCGGCUACAGAAGCGGAGAGAGAAGAGCAGCCCCACGGCCCAGUGCCGCCCAUCCCCACUGUACAGAGAGGCCUGGGGCUGAGGGCAGAUGCCAGAACAGACUUUCCAGAGACGGCCGCCGCUUCCAGUGGGCACCAAGGACAGAGAAUGCCCACCUAGGUGUCUUAUCUCUCUGAAGACAGGCCCUGAGGACACAGCACCCAGUCAUGACCCAGCAGGUGGCCCCAGUGCUGUGGGAUGUUCCUGGCACUCUACCCUGAACUUCCAAGAAGGGAAGGGGUGUCACUGUCAGAACACCCUUCUGGGAGGGGCAGGAAACUGCCCCCUCCACCCAGCCAGCCCUGGCAGAGCCGGGGCAUUGAGAACCAGCUGCACAGCCAGCCAGCAGUGACCAGGUAGUGAAUGCCGCCCCUCGGCCCACUGGGCAGAGAAGGUGAACUCUUAUCUGGUCACUCACUCUGGAAGGAUGCAAAGUGACACGGCCUUCCUUCCACUUUAAGAGUCCUCACCGUGAAGUGGACAUGUUGGGCGCAGGAGGGGAAUCUCUGCAGGGCAGAGGGGCCUGGCAGCAGAAGCCCUAAGGGCUGCAGGCGUCCUGUCACCAGAAUGAGUGUGACUUUAAGAGAGUAUGUGUGGUGGUUGGGGUUGCUGAGCUCUGUCCCCAAAUAGUCAUUCCAAGCAUGGGCACAAAAUGGGAGAGUGCCGGCCAUUAACCCAACAAACCUCUGCUAUGACGUCACCUGAGACAAGUGUGCUCACCCAUGACCUAACAGAGGUGCGAAUCCCACAGAACAAGGUUGCUGAGCUAUCUGGAGCAAGGAGCUCCCAGCCCUUUUCUUGAUCUGCCACUAUUUUGCUGUGUGGCUUUCUCCCAGUGGCCUCACCUCUCUGUGCCUCAGUGUCUUACCUAUAGCACUUCCCAUUCCUCCCAAGGAAGCUGAGGAUUAACAUUCGCUAACAUUUGCCACACGCUUUGAGCCUCUCAGGAAGCAACUUAGAAGGGAUAGGAUGGGGAGGAACGCACCUAGCAACUCCCAUCAACAACAUUUGCGGACACUGAAUGAGUUCGCUCUGUUUCGGUUGGGUCCAUAGGCAAGAGGGGGGUGCAGAAUGUUUAACAUUGAGAGUUUCCCAAAGCCCCCAGCAAGGCCUGGCUGGGAGAGCCACCACUGCGGUGGCUCAGAGUCGUACUGGGUGCAGCAUCCAGGCCCAAGCCCACUGAGCAGAGACUUCGCCUGUUGACACUAGGGAGGACUGGCAGUUGUAUUCAGUUGUACUCUGCACCAACUUUCUCGGAAGCCAUUUGCACCAGGAGUCCAAGAAAGGUUCAGAUUCCCAAAACUGACAGUGGGGUAGCUUCUGAGCCACCAAAGCCAGUCUUGUGCCAUGAUAUAAAGAGUGUCCCCUUGUGGGAGGACCAUGCACAGCCCGUGAACUUGAGAGUUGCUGGUCUCCAUGUCGAAGACAUCUCUCUAAUGAUCCCACAGACACAGUCUUCCUCACAACCUGAGUCCAGAGGCCUUGGGUUUUGGAGCACCCUUUCUGCCUGCAGGUCGUCCUCUGAACGAAACACAUCAGAAGCCAGGUCGCGCAGGGUGAACCUCUUGGGUAUAACCCAGCUUCGCUCGGGUUCUGCACCCUGGAGGGUUUAUAUAUGCAUUCCCGCCUCUGGAAUCCCGAAGCCCCUAAGUCUGCAGCCCAGCAAGAGGAGGGAGGCCCUCUUCUAACUGAGGCCAAGGGCCACUCUCAAACUGCAUCCCUAAAGGGUGGCACGACUCCAGGACCCAGGAAUUUAUCAACAACCUCUCUGGAAAGGUUGCCGGCUGUGCUGGCUCCUGAAGGGGAAGGCCUAUGUGCACUUUCCUCCUAAGGAGGGGGUCCUAUGACAUCAGCAGGGCUCCUUCCUGGUGAACUCUGGGCUUCUGUCCCUCCCUGGCACCCCUGCCCAUCUCCAUCUAUACGCAGUGGUCACUUCUAGCGGAUUCUCGGUCUUGACCCUUCGGUGCAGGAGGUUGUCACGUGAUAACAAGAUCCAGAAGUGGAGAGAAGGGGUUUCUUCUAAGCCUAAGACAACUCCUGCCCCCCCCUCCAAAGAUUGAGGUCAUGAGGAUGGGUGGGAUCCUGGCAGGUGUGACUUUGGACUUCACUGUAGGGGCACGGAAAAGAGACAGCCCUGCUGGGACCCUAACACCUCUUCCCAGAGAGUCACUUAUGCCCGAGGACUGCUUCACAAGCAGUGGAGAAAAGUGCCUCCUGGGUGGUGGCAGCUUCUGGGUCUCAGUUUCAGAGAAGCCAGUGUGGACGGUGACAAUGACUCUGACCCAUGAAAGGUUUGUAAAUGCAAAACAAGUGAGCCCUGAAUGGCAGAACCCCCACAAUUCCCCAGAGGGAAGUCUAACAACGUAACAAUAAAUGCUGGGCCCUGCGGCCACCCCUCUU